AAAAUCUCGGCUGACCAGCCCAGCAAGUCAAAAUGGCUGAAGCGAAGCCAGCUCAAGUCGAAAAUGAACAAAAGAACGAGGAAUUGGGAGUCCCGGCUCUGGGUAUUGAACAUGACCGAGACACGUUUCUUCCCAGACCGUCAGAUUCCCCAAAUGACCCCCUAAAUUGGUCAAUAUACUUGAAGGGGGCCAUAUUGAUCCAAGUUUGCCUGCUUGCAGCUAUCGGAACCUUGAAUACUGCCAUUAUCAACCCUGCUUAUGGGCCAUUAGCCAAAGAUUUCGAUAUCACGACUGUCAGCGCUUCAUAUCAGACUACCGUUGUCAUUGCUCUGAACGGUGUUGGACCUUUUCUAUGGAUUCCACUUACCAAUGUCUACGGACGCAGACCUGUAUAUCUCUUCACCACUCUGCUUGGAUUUGGUUCCGCUCUAGGCUCAGCUUAUGCCAAGAACUAUAAUCAGUUGAUCGUUGCUCGAGUUUUCAAUGGGCUCUGGCCCGCGGCGAUGGCUCUGGGUCCAGCAACGGUGGUCGAUCUCUUCUUCUACCAUCAGCGUGGUCGAGCGAUGGGUAUCUUCACCGUAAUUCUCACGUCGGGAGCCCACAUCGCCCCGAUUGUUGGAGGUUUGAUUGGGCAAUACUUAGGUUGGAGAUGGACGUUCAAGUUUGCAGCAAUCCUUGACGGAGUUAUGCUUCUCAUUAUAACUUUUUGCCUCCCGGAGACUCUCUACAUCCGCGAUCAAUCACGCUUGACCCGGACGAUGUUUGAACGUGAAAUUGACAUCACCCCCAAAACAUACGUCUCUCAACUCAGACUUUACUCCACAUUCCCUCAACUCAAGCUGCGCUGGAAUCAAUUCAUCAUCCCUUCGUUGAAGAUGGCAAAGUACCCAUCUGUACUGUUUCCAGCGUUAUACUACGCAUCUUCGUACGGGUUCGCGUCCAUUCUGCCAGCUGUAACUGUAGCCAGUAUUUUCUCUGAAGUCUUCCACUGGGACACUCUCGAGAUUGGACUUGCAUAUGGAGGAGCCUUGUCAAUUGGAGGUAUACUGGGCGAAUUUGCAGCCGGCAUAGUGCUAGACGCCAUCAUCAAGCGCGCCCGCCAUCAGUUUGCAGGAGCAAACCCACCGCCAGAAAUCCGUCUGAAAGCAAUUUGGACUGGAGCUAUCCUCGUCCCUGCUGGAUUAUUAAUAUACGGCUUUACACUGGCAUACCACGUCUUCUGGUUUGCCCCUCUUUUCGGUAUGGGGCUCGCCUGCUUUGGCUUGCAAGUCGUCGCUACCACUUGCUACACUUAUAGCAUCGACUCGUACCGAGCAGAGUCUUCCGAGACGUCCCAGCUUUUCAACUUGAUCAGACAGGAGUUCGGCAUGACUUAUGCGUUUUACGUCGUGAAGCUGUGCAAGAAUAUUGGAUACCAAUGGGCCUUCUUCCUCUUCACGAUCUUCAACGUGCUGGCUUUCAUCCCGGUGGUGAUGUUGAUGCUCAAGGGGACGGAAUGGAGGGAGAAGUUUGGAACGCCGAGAAAUGUCAACGCGCUCGAUGCUGACUAUGAGGGCCCUGUAGAAGUGGAUAAGAUGGGAGAAGAGAAGAAAUUGUAACAAAGAUAGACUGAUCAGAAGAACGCAGGUGCCAUGGUAGAUAUAAUGCUAGAGGUACGGGUUAUCAAGAAUGAAAGAAGGAGAACUGUCCCUGUAAGCUUCCUUCGG
This is a messenger RNA of Hyaloscypha bicolor E, 1706 nucleotides long. RefSeq names its product MFS general substrate transporter. The coding region runs from base 33 to 1598 and encodes 521 amino acids. Gene Ontology annotation, molecular function: transmembrane transporter activity. The transcript is spliced from 3 exons. The record is from RefSeq and is a predicted model, not a curated record. NCBI's taxonomy places the organism in Eukaryota, Fungi, Ascomycota, Leotiomycetes, Helotiales, Hyaloscyphaceae. Gene Ontology annotation, biological process: transmembrane transport.